AUGUCGACCUCACCUCCCAUCUCCGACUCGCCCGACGCUCCAGCGGAAGAAGACCCCGGCGCCGCCGACCUCCCUCUCACCAUGGCCGCGUCCGUCGUCCUCGAGCAUCUCCCGAAAGACGCCCAUCAAGCCCUCGAAACAGCCGGUGAACUCGAGCAAGCCAAAGUAACGAUCCGGCUCUCUCCACUCCCGAAUACACCGCAAUUGAAACAGCCGCGAUUCAAGUGCUCGAGCAAUCAGCGGUUCGAGUAUAUCGUGAGAUUUCUGAGGAAGAAGUUGGGAGUCAAAGAUCACGAGUCGGUGUUUUGUUAUGUCAAUUCGGUGUUUGCGCCGGGGUUGGAUGAGGGAGUGGGGAAUUUGUGGAGGUGCUUCAAGACUGGAGAUGAGCUUGUGGUUUCUUACAGCGUCACGCAGGCGUUUGGAUGA
Molecule: messenger RNA, 426 nt
Organism: Zymoseptoria tritici IPO323
Lineage: Eukaryota; Fungi; Ascomycota; Dothideomycetes; Mycosphaerellales; Mycosphaerellaceae
Exons: 3
Coding region: 1-426 (141 amino acids)
Biological process (GO): C-terminal protein lipidation; autophagy of mitochondrion; autophagosome assembly
Cellular component (GO): cytoplasm; Atg12-Atg5-Atg16 complex; phagophore assembly site membrane
Source: RefSeq, a predicted model, not a curated record